Molecule: messenger RNA, 6273 nt
Organism: Chlorella variabilis
Lineage: Eukaryota; Viridiplantae; Chlorophyta; Trebouxiophyceae; Chlorellales; Chlorellaceae
Exons: 40
Coding region: 1-6273 (2090 amino acids)
Biological process (GO): transmembrane transport; lipid transport
Cellular component (GO): intracellular membrane-bounded organelle; membrane
Molecular function (GO): ATP binding; ATP hydrolysis activity; lipid carrier activity
Source: RefSeq, a predicted model, not a curated record
AUGCCUGUCGACACUGGCGACCCGCACAGCGGGCGCGAGGCCACCGGAUGGCAGCAGUUCCGGGCUAUUGUGCGCAAGAACUGGCUGCUGCGCCUUCGGGGCGGGCGCAAGUGGUUUGGGCUUGGCGGCUGGUUUGCGGCGACGGUGGACGUGCUGGUGCCUGUCCUCUUCUUUGUGGUGAUGUGCAUCCCCAAGCAUUACAUGCGCCCCAUUGCCUACCCGGCAGCGCUGUCGCCGCUGUACCCAGCGCACAGCGCGGCCUGGGGGGAGGUUUACUCGGGCCCCGCGUCCGACGCGCCCGGCGACGCCGCCCGCCUGCUGUUUGCGCCCAACACCACCGCCGUCACCGGCCUCAUGCUGCUGCUGGCCAAGGCGGCGGCCUGCCCGCCUGGCGGCGCCAUCUCAGCAUACGCCUCCAGCUCAGCAUCCUUCUACCACUUCUUCGCCGCCUCUGCCAAGGCGGCGGCGGCGGAGCACCCAGAGUGCGCCAGCGGGGGUGCCGACGCCUGCCGCGCGCAGCCCGCGUGCUACCUGCCGCUGUACCAGCGCCAGCUGGCGGGCCAUGCCAGCGCGGAGGAGGCGGCAGCGGCAGCGGCGGCGCAGCCGGGCACAGUGGAUGCCCUGCUCGACUUCACCGCCUGGCAGCAGGCCCUGGACGCGCGGCAGGCGGCGCCGGGGCAGGGGCGGCAGCAGGCGGGGACACCGGAACGGGAGCCGGCGCAGCGGCAGCCGCCGCGCUGGCGGCUGCUUGAGGCGGCGCCGCAGCGCCCGCCCCGCCUGGCUGCGCAGCGCAGCGGGCAGGAGGGGGAUGAGGAGGAGGAGGGGGGCGAGGCGUGGCAGCAGGCGCUGCUGGGGCGGGAGGCUGGGGGGCAGCGGUGGCGGGGUGUGGGCAGCCCCCUUGUCUACUCCUACACACUGCGCAUGAAUCACAGUGAGGUGCCGCCCACCCGCAUGCUCCUGAACCAGUUCGACCUGCUGCCCGGCAAGCAGUACAAGCAGUACUGGUUCUUUGCUAACCUCCAGACCCUGGUGGAGCACGCGGUGCUGGCCCACGCCGCGGCUGGCCCGGCGGGGCAGGCCGCGUGGGAGGCCGCCAGUGGAGGCGCCGCUCGCGGGGCCGCCGCCCGUGGCACCGCGCCCUGGCUGGCUCGCCUGGCGCAGGCGUCGCCUCCGCUGCUGCCGCUGGCGCUGUCCGUCAAGCCCUUCCCCUGGCCGGCCACGAGCCUGGACCUGGGGGCUACCGCCGCCGCCCUCUUCUUCAACAUGCUGCUGGUCUUUGCCUUCCUGCAGCCCACCCGCGCAGCUAUCAUGUCUGUGGUUCAAGAGAGGGAGCUGCUGCUGAGGGAGGGCAUGCGCAUCCUGGGGCUGCAGGACGGCGCCUACUGGUCCAGCUGGUUCCUGACUCACUGGUCCGGCAUGGCGGUCAGCGGCGCGCUGUGCGCCGCGGUGGGCCUCUACCCCUUCUCCCACAGCAGCCUCCCGCUCAUGCUUGCCUUCUACUGGCUGGUGGCCGCCUCCUUGCUGCUCUUCGCCUACUGCCUGUCCACCCUCAAGACUCGGGUGGCUGGCGGCGCAGGGGCAGUGCUCUACUCUCUCGCCAUGAUGCCUGGCUACCUGAUGCCCUCGCUGCAGCCCUAUGGCGGCCCCGGCUGGGCGCUGUCCUGCCUGCUGCCCCCCUCCGCCAUCUCCCUCUUUGCCUCGGUGCUAGUCAAGCACGAGGCGGGCCUGACAUGGAGCACCCUCGGCAUGCCGGUCACCGUGGAGCACAGCUUCAGCGCUGCCAGCGUGUACCGCAUGCUGCUGCUGGAUGUGGCGCUCUAUGCUGCGCUGCUGUGGUACCUGGACAAGGUCGUCCCCUCUGAUGUGGGGCAGCAGCUGCCCUGGGCCUUCCCUCUCUCACCAGACUACUGGCGGCAGCAGUGGCGGCAGCUGGCGCCCGCCGCGACCGGCGCCGCCGCCGCCGCCGCGGCCGCGCCGGCGGCCAACGGGGGCGGCGACGGCGGCGGCUGCGAUGCUGCGGUGCGCAUCAUGGGGCUGCGCAAGGUCUUCCGUACCACAGACGGCAUGGAUAAGGUGGCGGUGGAUGGGCUGAGCCUGGGGAUGCGGCGGGGACAGAUCACCGCGCUGCUGGGCCACAACGGCGCCGGCAAGACGACGACGAUCUCCAUCCUGUCGGGCCUGCUGCCGGCCAGCUCCGGGGACGCUUUCUUCUACCCCGCAGCGGGGCGCGCCGGCCUGUCUGUGCGCGACGACAUGCCCGCCAUCCGCGGCUCGCUGGGCUUUGAUGUGCUGUGGCCGCAGCUGACUGUGAGGGAGCACCUUGAGCUUUAUGCCGCCAUCAAGGGCUAUGCCACCAGGCAAGCCGGGGGCUGGGCCGGCGGGGGUUGGGUGGUGGGGCCGCAGCCGGGGACAGGGGGCGAUGGAGCAGGCGUGCAGGGGCGGCGCGUACUGGUCGAGGCGGCGGCGGCCGAGGUGGGGCUGGAGGCCAAGCUGGGCUCCGCGGCGGCGGAGCUGUCUGGCGGGCAGCGGCGCAAGCUGUCGGUGGCGCUGGCGUUCGUGGGGGACCCGGCAGCGUCGUCGCCGCCGCUGCCGCAGCCGCAUGCUGCCGCUGCUCGGUUCACGUGGGGCGUCAUCCAGGCACGGCGUGCCCGCUGCGGUACCGCGGUACUGCUGACCACCCACAGCAUGGAGGAAGCUGACCUGCUGGCUGACGACAUCGCCAUCAUGGCACACGGCAGGCUGGCGGCGCUGGGCACCUCUCUCGACCUCAAGAGCCAGUUUGGGGUGGGGUACACCCUCACCCUCAGCCUGGCGGCGGGCGGGGCCGGCGGCGCCGCACAGGCGGCCGCGCAGGAUGGCGGCAGUGAAGGGGUGGCCGGCGUGGCGCAGCUGACGUCCCUGGUGCGGCGCCACGUGCCGCAGGCGCAGCUGCUGUCGGCCUCAGGCAGCGAGGCCGCCUACCGGCUGCCCAAGGAGUCCGCCGCCGCCUUCCCGCCGCUGCUGCGCGCGCUGGGGGGCGAGCGAGGCGACAACGGCGGCGGCGGCGGCGGCGGCGGCGGCGGCGGCGGGGAAGAUGCCCCGGCCGUGGCCGGCUACGGCCUGUCUGUGACGACGCUGGAGGAAGUGUUCCUGAGGGUUUCGGAGUCGGCAGGCGCGGCCGCCGACGCCGCGGCGGCGCCAGCCGGCGGCGGCGAGGGCACGGCGCCCGCGGCCGCGGCAGCCAAGGAGCUGCCGGGGCGGGAGCAGGGGGAGGGGGGCGGCGGGCGGGAUGAGUUUGUGGUGGUCAACCUGCCGAUGAGGUGCUACCAAAAGGGCUGGGCGCUGUGGUGGCAGCAGCUGCGUGCGCUGGUGGCGAAGCGGGCGCUGUGCGCGGCGCGCGACUGGUGGGCGGCCCUGGUGCAGGCAAGUGUGGCGGUGCCGGUGCUGCUGGUGCUGCUGGCGCUGUGGGGCAACGCCGUGUCGGCGGCGCUGCCGCAGCAGCCGCCGCUGGCGCUCGACAGGCCCACCGCGCUGAGCGGCAACCCCGCAGCCUACGGCGCCGCCGCCGACCUGCGCUCUUCUGCCGGCGGCGCCGCCCAGCUGGCCUCCUUCCUGGCCGGCUAUCCAGAGGCCCGGGACACUGGCGCCACCCGCAUCCUGACGCUGCCGAUGUUUGAGAAGCUGAACGGCAGCCUGGAUGGCUGGCUGCUGGGCCAGUGGCACAACAGCGCCGCCAGGCGGUAUGACGCCUUCUUCCUGCAGACCCUGCCCCCCAACCUCACCUCGGGGGCGGUGCCGGAGGCCGGUACGGUGCUGCAGUACAGCGUGGCCGCCAACCAGACCGCCAUCCACGGCCUGCCUGCCGCCAUCACCCAGGUGCACGCCGCGCUGCUGCGCUGGCUGACGGGCGACGCAGGCGCCGACAUCCGCCUCACCUCCCACCCGCUGCCGGUACUGCCUCGCGAGCAGGACAUGCGGAUCACGGAGGAGGCAGGCGCGCCACACGCUGUACACUGCAACCUGCUGCUGGUGAUGUGCGUGGUGCUGGCCACCUCGGUCCUCUCAGCCUCCUUUGCCAUCUUCCUGGUCAGGGAGCGCGCCAGCGGCGGCAAGGCGGUGCAGCUGAUUGCGGGCGCCGCGCCCUCCGCCUUCUGGGCCGCCAACCUGCUGUUCGACCUGCUCUAUUACUCGGUGCCCGCCGCUCUCAUGGUAGGCCUCUUUGCCGCCUUCCGCCUGCCCGCCUUCUCGGGACCGCGCCUGGCGGCCACCGCGGCCAUGCUGUGGGCCUUUGCCCCUGCCGGCCUCUGCCUCACCUACCUCCUGCAGUCCGCCUUUGAGGACGAGGUGCGGGUGCUGGUACGGGCCAACUCCCUGUACUUCACCACCGGAUACCUGGGAUACCUGGCAGUCUGGAUACUGGAUACCAUCGCCAUGUUCAUGCCGCGCCCCGGCGUGACCCGCACCCGCACGGUACUGCGCCUGGUGCUGCAGUCGCUGUCCCCCCACUUCUGUGUAGCCAGAGGCCUGCACCUGAUCUCGGGCACCUACCACCCAGACCAGCUGGCAGCCCGGCUGGAAAGCGCGCUGGGCGGCGGCGGGGCCGCCGGCGCGGUGGACGGCCCCUGGCCUCCCACCCCCGGCAGCUGGCUGGGGCCCUGGGCCUGGCAGGUGUCGGGCCAGCUGCUGGCCAGCCUGGCGGCGCAGGCGAUACUGUACGGUGGUGCUGUGGUACUGGUGGAGGCUGGAGUGCUUUCCCGGGGGCGGCGCCGCGUGGCGGCAGCCUGGCGCGGGCGCAGGGCCCGCACAGGCGGCGCCGGCGGCGGCGGCGGCUACCAGCCGCUGCCGGGGCAGGAGGAGCAGGGGGGGCAGCCCUCUGGGGCAGCCGCCGCGGCGGCUGCCGAGCAGGGGGAGGCGGAGGAUGCUGAUGUGGCGGCCGAGCGGCGGGCCAUCCAGGCAAGCAGCGGGCACCUGGCCGCCGACAGGGUGCCCGUGCUGCUCAGGGGCGUCAGCAAGUCGUUCUGGCAGCCGCCCGAGAGCGGCAAGGGCCGCGAGCGGGAGCAGGGGCACGAGCACAGGCACGGGCUGGGGCCGGGGCCGGAGGCGCCUGGGAGCGAGGAGCGGCGGGGCGCCAGCGAGGCGGCACAGGCAGGGGGCGGCGUCGUGCGCGCUGUGCGCGACCUGUGGCUCAGCAUCGGCAAGCCGCAGGCGGCCGACGGCGGCGGCGGCGGCGGCGGCGGCGAGUGCUUUGGCCUGCUGGGCGUGAACGGCGCGGGCAAGACCACAACCUUCCGCAUGCUCACAGGGGAGGUGGUGCCAGAUGCCGGCGACGCGCUCGUGGGCGGCCUCUCGCUGCUGCAGCAGACAACUGCUGCUCGGCAGCUGCUGGGGUACUGCCCCCAGGCCAGCGCCCUGCCUGCCCAGAUGACGGGGCGGGAGGUUGUGCGCAUGUAUGCGCGCCUGAGGGGCCUGCCUGAGCGACUGAUUGAGGUGGAGGCCACCCGCCUGCUGAAGCAGCUGGGGUUGACGGAGUAUGGUGGGCGCGCGUGCGGCACCUACAGCGGCGGCAACCGCCGCAAACUGAGCGUGGCGGCGGCGCUGGUGGGGGCGGCGCAGGUGGUGCUGCUGGAUGAGCCCUCUACGGGCAUGGACCCAGGGGCGCGGCGGGCGCUGUGGGGCGUCAUCCGUGGCGAGAUGGCGCGGGGCCGCACCGUGCUGCUGACCAGCCACAGCAUGGAGGAGUGCGAGGCUGUGUGCGGGCGGGUUGGGGUCAUGUCUGGCGGCCGCCUGCGCGCCCUGGGCUCUGUGCAGCACCUGAAGACCAAGCAUGGGCAGGGGUACUCCCUGGAGAUGCGCGUCCCUCCCGGGUGCGCGGCGGCCGCCGCGCAGCUGGUGACCCGCUGCUGCCCUGGCGCGCGCCGCCGCCCCGAGCACUGGCAGGCGGCGGCGGCGCAGCUGCACGGCGGCGCCGACGGCGGCGUGGGCGGAGGCGCGCAGGGUGGCGGCGAGGGCGGGGGCGACACACAUCUGAGCUUCAUGAUACCCCAGCAGCAGGCCGACCUGCCUGGCCUGUUUGCCGCGCUGGAAGCCGCCAGGGCUGGCAGCGUGGCAGGCGCGGGCGCGGAGGCCGCGCCCCGGGCCGCCGCGCCGCCGCUUGUUCUGGAGUACUCGCUCAGCCAGACCACGCUGGAGCAGGUGUUCCUGGCCCUGGCUGCUGCGGCCGCCCACGAGGAGCAGCAGCAGCAGGAGGAGGAGGAGGAGGAGGUUGGCAACGGCGCCGACCACCUGCAGGGUUGA